AUGAACAAAGAGAUAUUGGCUCUGGAACAGAACAACACUUGGAAACUGGUUGAUCUACCUGCAGGAAAGAAGCCCAUAGGUUGCAAAUGGGUUUAUAAGGUGAAGUUGAAAGCUGAUGGAAGCCUAGAAAGAUGCAAAGCCAGACUAGUUGCUAAGGGAUUCAAUCAAGAGUAUGGGAUAGACUAUGAAGAAACAUUCAUCCCAGUUGUGAAGAUGAGUAUAGUCAGAUGUUUAAUAGCAGUAGCAGCUAGCAAAAAUUGGCCUUUGUUUCAAUUGGAUGUAAAUAAUGCAUUUUUGCAUGAAGAUUUGAAAGAGGAAGUCUACAUGAAAGUCCCUAAAGGUGUUUCUAAUCCAGGAAACAAAGUAUAUGAAUCACAUAUCAACAUAGAUUCUGUAUAUGUUGAUGAUGUGAUCCUUACUGGGACAAAUGUUGCAAAAUUAGAGGACUUGAAGAAGCAUUUGCAUCAAGAAUUCAGCAUCAAGGAUCUAGGCACACUCAACUAUUUUCUGGGGAUUGAAGUAGGGUAUACUGCAGAUGGUGUAAUCCUCACUCAGAAAAAUUUCACAAGAGAAUUGCUGCAAGGUUGCGGUUUCAACAUUGACAAAAGAGCAGUCACUCCAUUGCCAAUGCAUUUGAAACUUUCUGCUACUGAAGGUGAUGUAUUUCCUGAUGCAGAAAAGUACAGAUCACUGGUAGGAAAGCUCAACUUCUUGACCCAAACAAGACCUGAUCUUUCCUACACUGUACAGACUUUAAACUGGGCAUCCUGCCUUGAUUCCAGACGUUUUAUUAGUGGUUUUGUGUUGCUGUUAGGGGGUUCCCCAAUAUCUUGGAAGUCAAAGAAACAAGGCACAAUAUCCAAGUCAUCUGCUGAGGCAGAGUAUAGAGCUAUGGCUGCUGCAACAUCAGAGUUCACUUGGAUUGUCAAUUUACUGGAAGUAUUGGGGGUUACAAACUUGGAAGUAUCAGGGAUGGUCUAG
Molecule: messenger RNA, 981 nt
Organism: Chenopodium quinoa (quinoa)
Lineage: Eukaryota; Viridiplantae; Streptophyta; Magnoliopsida; Caryophyllales; Amaranthaceae
Exons: 3
Coding region: 1-981 (326 amino acids)
Source: RefSeq, a predicted model, not a curated record